Molecule: messenger RNA, 1083 nt
Organism: Sphaeramia orbicularis (orbiculate cardinalfish)
Lineage: Eukaryota; Metazoa; Chordata; Actinopteri; Kurtiformes; Apogonidae
Gene: psme2
Product: proteasome activator subunit 2
Exons: 11
Coding region: 160-897 (245 amino acids)
Biological process (GO): positive regulation of endopeptidase activity; regulation of proteasomal protein catabolic process; regulation of G1/S transition of mitotic cell cycle
Cellular component (GO): cytoplasm; proteasome activator complex; nucleoplasm
Molecular function (GO): endopeptidase activator activity
Source: RefSeq, a predicted model, not a curated record
GGCGGUGCUUCAUCCGUCAUAUAAUCCAGCUCCAACUGAAUGAGGAAAUAAAAGAAUUCGGAGUCGUGUCACGUCGACUUUUUCUCUUUCUCUUGCACCUGUAAACCUGUGGUUGUUUUUUUCAGACCCUUAGUCCAGAUCUGUAGACCCUGCUGAGUCAUGUCUAGGACCGUGACCCUGAAGAUAAGCCCCCAGAGCCAAGCCCGGGUGGAAAACUUCCGCCAGAGCCUGUUCAGUGAGGCUGAAAAUCUGUUUUCCAGAUACAUUCCCGAUAAGAUCACAAACCUGGACGCUCUACUCAAGGAUGAUGCCUUGAAUGUAAAAGACACGUCUUCACUCAAAGCUCCGCUGGAGAUCCCGAUACCGGACCCUCCUUCACCUGAUGAUGAGGAGAUGGAGACCGACAAGAAUGAAGAUGAUGAGAAGAAAAAGAAGAAACCUCCAAAGUGUGGCUUCCUUAAGUCAAAUGAGAAGAUUUUGCUGCUCAUAGAGAGGGUGAAACCAGAAAUUGUGGACCUCAGAGAGACCAUCAUCAAUCUGUCCUCCUGGAUUAACUUCCUCAUCCCAAAAAUAGAAGAUGGAAAUGACUUUGGGGUUGCCAUUCAGGAGAAAAUCCUUGAGAGAAUUACUGCAGUCAGGACAAAAGUUGACACGUAUCAGACUAACCUCAACAAGUACUUUACAGAAAGAGGGGACGCUGUUGCCAAAGCCUCCAAAGAAACUCAUGUGAUGGACUACCGCUCACUUGUCCACGACAAAGAUGAGGCGAUUUACAGCGAGAUCAGAGUGAUUGUUCUGGAGAUCCGUGGCUUCUAUGUUGAGAUGUACACCAUGGUCAUCAAGAAUUUAGAAAAGGUGACUAACCCCAAAGGAGAAGAGAAGCCCCCGAUGUACUGAGACUGAAGCAUCACAAACCUGGGUUUAACCGCAGCAGCGGCAGUUUCUUCGUUACUCAGUUCUUUCUGCUUAGUUAGACGACACAUACAUUUUCAUUAUCAAAUAAACAAAAAAAAAACAGGAUUCAGGUUUGAUCACUGCCGCGGUUGAUAAAUUUCUUUCUAUUUCUUAUGUAUGUAUAUAAAA